Molecule: messenger RNA, 2063 nt
Organism: Episyrphus balteatus (marmalade hoverfly)
Lineage: Eukaryota; Metazoa; Arthropoda; Insecta; Diptera; Syrphidae
Gene: fd102C
Product: fork head domain-containing protein crocodile
Exons: 2
Coding region: 56-2056 (666 amino acids)
Biological process (GO): regulation of transcription by RNA polymerase II; cell differentiation; anatomical structure morphogenesis
Molecular function (GO): DNA-binding transcription factor activity, RNA polymerase II-specific; RNA polymerase II cis-regulatory region sequence-specific DNA binding
Source: RefSeq, a predicted model, not a curated record
UUGAAAAAUAGUUUAUUAUAAUAAUUCUUUUUAUUGAUGUACGCGUCCAUCAACAAUGAAUUCAAAUGAAAAACAACAAACAAACAGUGAAUUGAUUUUAAAAACCGAAGAAUACGAUACUUCCGACGGCGGACAACAAUUAUCGCCUUAUCAAACUGCAUCACCUCCUCCACCGCUGCCGCCGCCACCGCCGCACUCGUCGCUGUCAUCGUUUAAUUCUGUCCAAUCCCAAUCCCUAGCAAGUGUUAAUCGUCUAGUGAAUUUCAAUAAUAAUUUAACGGUCAAUUGUCAGUUAAAAGAAGAUAAUAGUAAUUUGGCAUCACCAAAAUUGGAACCAUCAUCAUCAUCAUCAUCUUAUAAUUGUCAAUCAUUAUUAUCCUCUUCGUCACCACCAUUAGACAGCAGAAUGCCUAUCGCUGCUCCAGUUGAGAUGCAGUCAUCAGCUGCCGGAACAACACCAGGCCAGCAUUCAAUGUCACCAUCUUUGCCACCUCAAUCGACAAAUGGUCACCACAAUUCCAGUGAUCAACUUUUAAAUAAUACACGACGGAUGACAUCGAUUUUAGGAGGCUAUGGGCUCGUUCCACCUGGUAUUCUGGGACCUCUAGAUCAUUAUCGUUUACAAUUGUACAGCUAUGCUAUGAAUGUUGAGCGAUUACGAGCAGGUCCGCAGCAACAAUAUCCGGGCCCAUUGUAUGCGUCAGGUUAUCCGGGUUCACCGGGAGGUCCCGUCGGCAAUGGGCCAUAUGCGCCAACACGAUUUGCUCUCUCGAUGGGACUUUUUCCAAAUAGAAUGUUCCAACCGGAAGAACCAAAACCGCAACACAGUUAUAUUGGAUUGAUAGCAAUGGCGAUAUUAAGCUCGCCGGAAUCAAAACUGGUCUUGUCGGAUAUUUAUCAAUAUAUUCUCGAUAAUUAUCCAUAUUUCCGAAGUCGAGGUCCUGGCUGGCGGAAUUCGAUACGCCACAAUCUGUCGUUAAAUGAUUGUUUUAUUAAGGCAGGUCGUAGUGCAAAUGGUAAAGGCCAUUAUUGGGCAGUGCAUCCGGCUAAUUUGGAUGAUUUUCGAAAAGGUGACUUCCGACGGCGCAAAGCCCAGCGUAAAGUUCGAAAGCAUAUGGGUUUAGCCGUCGACGAUGAAGGCACCGAUUCGCCAAGCCCCCCACCAUUGGCAAUAACACCACCACCAAUGGCACCUCCACCCCAUGCAGGGACAUCUCAAACGACAACAGCAGCUGGGGUCAUAGCUAAUCUUUACUCACAGACCAGAAAAAGACAAUUUGAUGUGGCAUCGUUAUUGGCCCCCGAUGACACUACUCCUGACCACCAUGAGCAUCAUCACCACCAUCAUCAUCAUCAUCCGCAAUCACCGUACAAAGGUCACCAUCUGCCAUUGAUGAUGAGCAAACAGCGAAUUCCGCUCACUGAGGAUGAAGAUAUCGAUGUUGUUGCUAGUGAUGUGGACGACGAACAAGAGCAUAUUCUGCGUGUCGACGAGGAUCAUCCUUAUAGUAAUCACCGUUCGCCGAAUAAUCAUCAUCAUCAUCAAUAUCAGCGAAUUAAUAUUCAUCAGGGAAAAGAAGCUGCGAAUAAUUCUUCUUCGUCCUUUAGCCCACCACUCGACUUUAACAAUCGACCUGUUUAUCACCAGAAUUCCAGUAGUCCCCAUAGUCAGCCAUCGUCUGAUUUAACCGCCGCCGAUAUUCAAAGCAAUAAUAACAACAACAACAAUAACAAUCAAAAUUCCACCGCAGCCAAUUGGCAAGGACUAAUGCAACAUUGGCCCAAUGAAUUUGGAUCAGCGGCUGCAGCAGCUGCCGCUGCCGCCACCAUGGAUCCGCGAAUAUUCGGGCGUUACUACAGCCAAUAUAUGGCAGCGGCAGCGGCGCGUCGGGUAGCUGGAGUUUUUCCAGCAGCAGCGGCCGCCGCAGCAGCAGCUGCUGUAAUCGGUCAUCAACAUCAAAAUUCAGCAGCAAACAAACAGCAAUCGAAUGCAGCGGUAUCAACAUCCUUACAAAAACAACAACAACAACACAAGCAACAAUCAUAUGAAUGUUAGUCGAAAU